UUUAAUUUAUACACAAUAUUGUACGAAAAUGUCAAUUUAAAAAUAUAUACAUAAAAUACAUAUGUUUUACAACACCUACGGGCAGAAAUUAUGAAAAAAGUGUGCCUAUUCUAAGCUACGCUUAAAAAAACCGCCCAUUCCCAGAGAACGCGUCAUAUGACGUAAGGACAGGCAAACACAGGCGCUCCCGCCAUCGUCUCAGUGUGGGUUAUGUAGUCUGAAAGGCGAAGACAGAGAAUAGAGAUUGUCGUUAAUUUGAGUUGUCACAAUGGUGAAUUCUUGUGUUUGUUUUGGAUGCAAUAACUCCAACGUGUCUGGCCAUCGGGUCCACCGAUUUCCAAACAAGAAACACAAAGAUUUCCGUGCGUGGAUACGUUUCGUCCAGGCAAAGAGAAGCAAUUUCGCUGCCUCCUCAGUGACAAGACACACGGUGGUAUGUGAAAAGCACUUCACACCGGACAGCUACAACCAAGGAGAUCUUAUGGAACUUCGCAUGGGAUUUCGACGAAAAGAGUGGGUUAGGCUGGCAAAUGGAGCUGUGCCAUCGGUGCAUGCAAGUCCACCUGCAAAAUCUGGCGGGAACAGAGAAUCUGCGCCUCGAAAACGGGAGCUUUGCACAAUUUUGGCAGAGAGUGCUGCCAGCAAAGACGGGGUGGGUGCAACUGCCACUUCAGAUCCUGGAGAUGAUGGAGAUGGAGACAUCUCAACAAUGGACCCUGAGCCAGAAGUGGUCCAUCGUGGAUCACAGUGCAGCAUAAGAUGUUUACAUCGUUCAUUAGCUGUUCAGGUAAAGCCUCAGAUGGUGGAUGUGGGGAGUCAAACCAAAAGGUUUGAGCAUCACAGAUCAACUCCACUGGCCAGUCCUGAACAAAGUGAUGAUGAAUGUUCAUUUUCUGAUAUCAUCAACCAUUCUGGUGAUAUGUCAUGGAGUCCAGGAGAGGAGAUGUUGAGUGAGCCCUCUGAGGAGGAACCAGAAGAGCUGGAAUCUCUCAGUGACGCAAAUGCUGUUGACAAGUUCAUUGUUUGCCAGAGGCAGUUGCUGUCCUUGUUCACGGUUUGCCCUGUAUGCUGUGGGGAUACCCAGGGACACAUAAUGCACCCGGAAGGAACAUUUAUAAAAGUCAAGCAGGCCUGCAAAAAUUGUGGUUAUGAGCGUUACUGGCAAAACCAAGAGAAGGUGCAUCGAAACAUGCCUGCAACCUUUUACUCAGCGGUGCCAUCCACUUCUCAGGUUGCAUGGCUACUCAGACAAUCAGGAUGCUGAAGCUGUUUGGACUGCAGUGCAUAAGUCCCGGCACUUUUUUCCGCCAUCAGCGCUUAUACACUAUCCCUACCAUCGUGCAGGCCUGGAGGAAUGAGCAGAGGGGGAUCAUCAGGGAGUUGAAGGAGACUGGGGGUGGAUUGAUCCUGUCU
Misgurnus anguillicaudatus (oriental weatherfish) is the source of this 1413-nucleotide messenger RNA. The record is from RefSeq and is a predicted model, not a curated record. NCBI's taxonomy places the organism in Eukaryota, Metazoa, Chordata, Actinopteri, Cypriniformes, Cobitidae.